AUGAUCCCGUCCCUCAGACAAGUCGCAACCGCACUGCCAGCAUGCCGGAAACGGCUUCUUGGAAAACAGUGGCACAGAAUGACUCGGAAUCAGAGUUCGUUCUCGAACACCGCUCCGACGGUGGUGGAAAAGGCUAUACUGGAUAGUAUCAAGGCUAUGGGACCACUGCCAUUUGCGACAUACAUGCAGCAAUGCCUUUCGCAUCCCACACAUGGUUAUUACAUGAAUCCGUCUAAUCCUGUAUUCGGCGCGAGGGGUGACUUCAUCACGAGCCCAGAGAUCAGUCAAGUCUUUGGCGAACUUAUUGCCAUUUGGUUCCUCAGCCAGUGGGUAGCUGCUGGCCAACCGUCGUCCAUUCGACUGGUUGAGUUGGGGCCAGGGAGGGGGACACUCAUGGCCGACAUACUGCGUGUAAUAUCAAAGAUUCCGUCGGCCAAGGCCGUCCAACGGAAGUCAGUACAGCUGGUCGAAACAAGCCCGGCAAUGCGCCGAGCCCAAGAAAACACACUCCAGAAGUUCGCUGACGAACACGGAUGGGAGUUGCAAUGGAAUAACUCCAUUGAAGACAUCCCACCAGAAACAGACGAUUACACCAUUCUCGUUGCCCACGAGUUCUUUGACGCGUUGCCUAUCCACAUAGUGGAGAAGACCCAGAAGGGCUGGCAAGAAUUGCUUGUCGCUUCGGCCUCGGACGGGAAGUCAUCUAUUGCUACUUCACCUCGUCUCAAGGCAGUGCUUUCGCCCGAACCGUCGCCCGUCUCUAGCCUCCUAGGCAUGUCCUCUCAGCGAUUUUCGAAACUACCCAUUGGGACGCGAAUCGAAGUCUCCCCUUCAUCGUUCAAAAUCUCCAGAAGGAUUGGCGAACUAAUAGCUGGCUCUUCUGCCGGAGGGAGCGCGCUGGUGAUCGAUUAUGGUGAGGAUAAAGUGUUUAAUAACUCGUUCCGUGCCUUCAAGGAUCACAAAAUUGUGGAUAUAUUCCACCGUCCAGGGGAAUGCGAUUUGACUAGCAAUGUUGACUUCGCAUACCUCAAGGAGUCCUUCUCUGAUAUCGCCGUGCCUCAUGGGCCCAUGUCACAAGCCAACUUCCUCAAAGGAAUGGGAAUCGAUAUGCGAGUGGACGCCCUUGUCAAGGCCGCAUCUACAGAGGAACGACAGAAGGUCAUACGCGACGCUGCGUUGCGGCUCGCCGAUCCGGUUGGAAUGGGUAAAGAGUAUCAAGUCCUGGGCAUCACCAGCAAACCCACAUCAGAAGAUGGAAGCCCGGGAGUGUGGCCAUUUGUAGCGAGCCCUCCAUAA
Pleurotus ostreatus (oyster mushroom) is the source of this 1296-nucleotide messenger RNA. RefSeq lists its product as uncharacterized. Gene Ontology annotation, biological process: mitochondrial respiratory chain complex I assembly. The record is from RefSeq and is a predicted model, not a curated record. Lineage: Eukaryota; Fungi; Basidiomycota; Agaricomycetes; Agaricales; Pleurotaceae. Gene Ontology annotation, cellular component: mitochondrion. Gene Ontology annotation, molecular function: protein-arginine omega-N symmetric methyltransferase activity. The coding region runs from base 1 to 1296 and encodes 431 amino acids. The transcript has 5 exons.